CUCACUUCAAUCUCCAGUCCAGCCAUACUGUGUGUAUCUCAGCCUUACACAGUACUCCAAUGGUACUCUGGUUCAAUCAUCCAAUGAUCCAACAUGGCAAUGUUUCACCUCUGACGCGAUCGGCCACACCGUUCCAACAUGAAACACCGGCGCCCCCUAUCUGACCGGCUGGGGAAUCCCCUCCCUCAUCUCGCUUCUUGAUGAGGCCCGUUCUCAUUGCCAAUCAAUCCAGCGACAAAAGCCAAUGCCCAGCCUGAAGGCGCCGGCGACGCGCUGGAAUGGGGACGAACUGCGGGUUCAUGCAGCGACUUCACAUCACACCGAAUUCCCCCAAUCACCGCCGCUGCUGAUUAUUCACUGCCUCGUAUUGUGCUCCCUUUAUCUCGACCUUCCAAUUCCCUUCAGCUUUCUUCUCCCAUCCAUGCCCGCCUGCUCGCCAUCAUGGGUUUAUUGAGCCGACUUCGCCGGCGUUCCAAGAGCCAUAGCCGCGCCGGGAAUGUGGCCACCUACGAGCACCUCUGCGUCGACUCCCACCACUCCUCCGGUCCCGACGCCACCAAGAAGCUCCCGCGCCCGCUCCUCGCCCGCAUCUUCGCCUACGUCUGUCCACACACCGUUGAUAACAGCUAUGAUACUUCCGAGGAGUCCAUGACCGAGGAUGGCUGCAUGCUCUGUGACAUGCGCGACCUGGCCCACUGUGCCGUCGUGUGCAAGCGCUGGUAUCUAGAGGCUCGAGCGUUGCUGUAUUCCCACGUCCGCAUCGAUGCCGUUCAUUAUUGCGAACUCGAGGUCGAACUCGCCGCCAAACGAAAACGUCGCUCCUUCUUUGACCGCAAUGGCGAGGCCAUCGACGCCCCACAAGUCCGCCUGCGCCUGUUCAUGCAGACCGUUCGAGAUUCCCGAGACCUGGGCAGCAUGGUGCUCUCCCUACGGAUGCCAUACAUGACACGCGAGGCGAGCAAGGCGGAAAUCGCUCGCACCAUUUCCGUUACACCCAACCUGCGAUACGUCGACCUGCCGUCCGGGAUAUACAGCGACGACGCGUCGUGUCUGGCGUUGAAACAGGAGAUCAUCGGUCGGUGUCCGGAUCUGCGUCGCAUGACCUACCGUCACGGCGCCGAGGGCAGCUUCUCGCAGCUGCCCGAGUCCCGUCUCUGGAUGAACCUGGAGGUCCUGGAGCUCUCGCGCUUGCACGUCGAGCCGCGUGUGCUCCGCCUGGGACUGGCCUCGUUUCCGAACCUCCGCGAGGUGACCUUGGAAGACCUGCCCUGGCUCGAUGACUCGACCUUUGCCCUCUCCGAUGUUCUUCCCCCUUUCCCGGCCGUCCAGCGGCUCAUUCUACGUGAUACCCCGAACGUCACGGCAAGCGGGCUUGCCGGAAUUCUUUCUCUGCCUCGGAAUCGUAAGGCGUUGCAGUCUCUCACACUAUCGGCGACGGGGGUUCUGCCAUCCACGCUGCACCAGAUUCUCUCUGCGGCCCCACAGCUGCACGGCCUGCUCGUGAUCCAGGACGUGACACGAUCGUUUCCUACCGAACAAGUGCCACCACUGUGCUCGCGCUCGCUGAAACUCCUGCACUACGAGAUCACCUCGCCGGCGGGGUCCUGCGGUCUCGCUCCGGUUGCAGCAUCUUACUACACAUAUUUGAUUGCGUCUCUUAUGUCCAACAAUCUCCCGGCUCUGCGGGAUCUCUACGUGCGCGACGCCAGCUUCCCGGAGACUCUGCUCCUGGCACCACCCCCACGCCUCUUCGGCGGCGGCGAAAGCGGACCGCAGUUCUUCAGCGGAGGGAUCUCCCAACCACUGAACGUAUACAGCAAAGGAUUGGACGAGCUGGAAUGGAACUUCACGCCGUACGAGCCGCCGUCGACGCGCGGACGACGCGACAGUACAACACGGCCGGUGAGUUUCCACGACGCGCAGCUGAGUCGGUCGUGGGGCGGCGACGCGCGCAAGAGCGUGCUGGUGGGCAACGGGUUUGGCGGGUUCCUGGCCGUGCCGGUGGAUGAUGGACGACCGAAGAGUAGUGGGGGAUGGCGACGGGACAGUCGACAAGAUUUAUGGCGGUAGCCAUCCCAGAUGGGGUUGAGAUAUGAUAAUGACUUGCGUGUUCAUAUUUAUAUUGUUCAUGUUUACCAUGCACGUAUCUACUGGUACCGUAUAUCCAUACAAUAUUCAGAUUGACCUAUCCU
Molecule: messenger RNA, 2192 nt
Organism: Aspergillus ibericus CBS 121593
Lineage: Eukaryota; Fungi; Ascomycota; Eurotiomycetes; Eurotiales; Aspergillaceae
Product: F-box domain protein
Exons: 2
Coding region: 442-2070 (542 amino acids)
Molecular function (GO): protein binding
Source: RefSeq, a predicted model, not a curated record